ACAAGGGAAAAACACUGUCCUUGACAAAAUAUAUGAUCUCCGGCCUACUGCAGCAGGCCACCUCCAUUUUAGCUUGUAUAAGUUUGAGGCAGGCAACGUACGACAUACACAAGUAUUACUCAUGAUGUCCUAAUUAUUAACAACGUAAGGCCGGGAGCAAGAUUCAAAAACCAUGGAUCACGAACAUGUUUCAAGCUGGCCAAACGUUCAGUUCGUACCUGACUCUUAUGUACGCCCACCAGAAGAAAGACCAGGGAAGCUCGUUCUUAGUUCGUGCAAAACAAUUCCAGUUGUUGAUCUUGAGGGUCAUGAUGAAACCCAAAUCAUUCUGAAUAUUAUGAAAGCUACCAAGGACUUUGGAUUUUUCCAGGCCAUCAAUCACGGAGUUCCCAAAGUAUUAAUGGAUGAAGCAAUGGCUGUUUUCAAAGAAUUCCAUGCCAUGCCUGAGAAGGACAAGAGAAGUCAAGGCUCCAAGGACCCCAGUAGAAACUGCAGUUUCUAUAGAAGCAGUAAAAAUUACACGACUGAGGAUGUUCACGUGUGGAGGGAUGUACUUACACACCCUUGUCAUGAUCCUUUGGAGGAACACAUGAAAUUUUGGCCUGCAAAGCCAACUAGAUACAGGGAUGCUGUCGGGAAGUAUGUAGUAGAAUUGAGAAAGCUGGGGGGGAGAGUUUUGGAGCUGCUUUCUGAAGGAUUAGGACUUGGUGCUAGUUAUUUCAGCAGUACUGGACUUAGUGGGAAUCCUGUACUGUUGGUGAAUCACUAUCCUCCAUGUCCAGACCCAAGUUUGACCUUAGGAUUAAUCAGCCACAUAGACCCUAGCCUCAUUACCAUAUUGCUCCAAGAAGAAAAUGGGCUUCAAGUCUUCAAAGAUGGUGAAUGGAUUGCUGUUGAACCUCUUCCUCAUGCCUUCGUAUUUAACGUAGGCCUUGUGUUACAGAUUAUAAGCAAUGGGAAGCUUAAAGGUGCAGAACAUCGAGCAGUCACAAAUUCAAGUCUUGCUCGAACAUCCGUUGCCUUCUUCAUUUAUCCUUGUAAUGAUAUCAUUAUUGAACCUGAAAAGGCUCUGACAAAUGCAUGCAAUCCCCCAUUGUUCAGAUCCAUGAGAUUUAAAGAAUUUCAAAGAAACUUCUUGUCUAGAUAUGCCAAUUCUGAGGCAGUGCUGCAAUUUUUAAGCUCUGUGAAUUAGUACUCCUGAUCAUGAAGCAAGAGAACGGAUCGUGAAGAUGCUAUCGA
Molecule: messenger RNA, 1239 nt
Organism: Juglans regia (Persian walnut)
Lineage: Eukaryota; Viridiplantae; Streptophyta; Magnoliopsida; Fagales; Juglandaceae
Product: hyoscyamine 6-dioxygenase-like
Exons: 5
Coding region: 173-1192 (339 amino acids)
Source: RefSeq, a predicted model, not a curated record